AUGUCAAGCUCAAUCGCAUUAUCAUUCAAGAACCAAACCGUCGUCGUUACUGGUGGUAACAAAGGAUUAGGAAAUGCUAUCGCAAAGGAUAUCGCUAAGGCUGGUGGUAACGUAGUAAUCCUCGCACGUUCUGAAGCCUCAGCUGAAGCAUCUGCACUUGAGAAAGAAUUUGGUGUCAAGGCCAAGUCAUACAGAUGUGAUGUCGGUGACGAAAAGAGAGUCGAUACCGUCUUCAGCGAAAUCAUCAAGGACUUCGGUGAGAUUAGAGGUGUUGUAGCCAACGCUGGUGUAUCCGUACCAAAGCCAGCAUUCGAACAAGAUGCCUCAUCAUUCGAUUACAUCAUGAAGACAAACGUCCUUGGUUCAUUUAACAUCGCCAAGGUCGCCGCUAAGAAGUGGGUAGAAACUGGCUACAAGAAUGGAUCAAUUGUUGUCAUUUCCUCAAUGUCCUCACAAAUUUACAACGUUCAAGGUCCAGGUGAACCACUUAGACAAGUAUUCUACAACGCAUCAAAGGCAGCUGUCAGCUCAGUCGCCAAGGGUCUUGCUGCAGAAUGGAUCGAACAUGGUAUCAGAGUAAACAUUGUUUCACCAGGUUUCAUCCGCACGGCGCAAACCCAAGGUAUGGAUCCAAAGAUCCUUGAAGCACAAGCCCAACUCGUACCAAUGAAGCGCUUCUCUGAUGCUCCUGAGCAGAGCAAGCCUGUACUCUUCUUGCUCUCCGAUUUGGCAAGCUACAUGACUGGAUCUGAGGUCUUCGUCGAAAGAAAGGUAUAUGAUAUGCGUAGAACGCAAACAUUGAAAGAUCACUACGACUAUUACGAUAAGUGGCUUGGGCGGAUGGUACGUGUCGAUUACAUUUCAGACACUAUGACGGACACAACACUUUUAGCGUUAUUUCGCCCAGCAGGUCCUAUCGCACACAUACACAUCGAGAAAGUGUAUGAUAAGUGGGACGUAUUUCAUUAUGCCGUUAUCGUAUUUCAUAGCAAACUUCACGCUAGACUAUCAACUGUAUUGUCGGGAAUGUUCUUAGCCGGUUCUUACAUUUACGUUGCUUUGGUCAGCAGCUGUUGCGAGAUCGUGCCAUAUUCUCCACGUACACUCGGUGAUAUCUUACUUGAGCACAAAGAGAGGCAUUUGUUGAGAAAUUCGCUCUCUUGUGUUAGCAUAUUCGACAAACAAACUGUACCGACAAUGGUCUCCAAAAUGGAGAUUUUGACGAUGCCGCAUCCAUCCUUCUGCGUAGCGGAUACCAUAGAAUCAGGUGCGAAGCUCGAGGAUGCCGAUGAACGUCGUUAUCUCGCUUCUCUAGAGGAUGACCGCGUCGAGCGUGGAAACAUGUACGAAGAUUGGAAGGAACUUAAUAGUCGAAUACAUAAGACACAUAGUUCACAUAAAAUACAGAUACAGCCUUUAGGUAGCUCCCAGCGGGAUAAUUUGCCUAGCAGAAAUCAACAAAAACAUUCAGAAAGUCGGAAAAACAACUGCGUUGUACUGUCAUGA
Molecule: messenger RNA, 1506 nt
Organism: Wallemia mellicola CBS 633.66
Lineage: Eukaryota; Fungi; Basidiomycota; Wallemiomycetes; Wallemiales; Wallemiaceae
Product: NAD(P)-binding protein
Exons: 6
Coding region: 1-1506 (501 amino acids)
Cellular component (GO): intracellular anatomical structure
Molecular function (GO): nucleic acid binding; oxidoreductase activity, acting on NAD(P)H, oxygen as acceptor
Source: RefSeq, a predicted model, not a curated record